AUGAGUGACGAAGAGUUCAGUUCCGAUUCAGGCAACGACAAAAUCGCCUUAACGGCUCGUAAAGUGGUGCGUUUCCUUCUGUCGAACGCCGAGGCGUCGAACGGCAUCGUCACGAAAAGCAGGCUGCAAGUGGUCGUACGGACUGUUUCCGAGCAAUUGAACAACGACCGGAAGAUACCGAUGAGGGUGAUCAUUGAGCAUGUGAACGGGAUCCUGUGGGAUGUUUACGGGUUCCGUUUACUGGGGAUCCCGCCAAGAGGCGAGAGCAGUACCGCGCAGCCCGCGUUGGCCGAUCCGAGCAAAGCGGACCACUUCCUCCUCGUUAACAAGCUACCCUGGCGCAAACAUUUUGACGAGUUCAAGCUGUCGCAAGUGAGUUCCACGUACGAUAAGUUAAUCGUCGAUGGGGAGUACGUCGGCGGGGAAAUGUCUCUGUCAGAUGCAACUGCCGCAGGCACAAAACUGGGUGUUGACGAGGAUCUCGUUUGCAAGGGGCUUACCGCCGUGGCGCUCUCGAUCAUCUUAUUCUCCAGAAACAACAUCGUACAACGAGAACUACUGCACCACUUGAGUGAGUUCGGCAUCCCGAUAGACGGCACACGGAUCCCCAUUCUCGAGUGGUCGAUCGACGAGUUCCUAAGAUGGCUCGAGCGCCGUGAGUACGUGGUGCGCGCGCAAGACAAGACAGACCUCGAGGGGAGCAGCACGCUGUACCGCACGGGCCGCCGCACGCAGACGGAGUUCCCGCUGCCCAGCCUCGUCCAGCUCGUGCGCGAGACAAUGGCGCUGACCCCAGAACAAGCGGCUACUUUGGAAGACGACAUCCGCCAGAGCGUCGCGGACGCCUACGGUCCCGUGCCCACGGAACAAGACUGA
Huiozyma naganishii CBS 8797 is the source of this 876-nucleotide messenger RNA. It is a transcript of the gene NSE3, whose product is annotated as Smc5-Smc6 complex subunit NSE3. The coding region runs from base 1 to 876 and encodes 291 amino acids. Lineage: Eukaryota; Fungi; Ascomycota; Saccharomycetes; Saccharomycetales; Saccharomycetaceae. The transcript has a single exon. The record is from RefSeq and is a predicted model, not a curated record.